GCACAACACCAGGAUGAUCCAGAUGGCAUCCGAAGGAAUGCUGACAUUGUCUUCCGCGCAGGCACGGAGCAAGCUGCAAUCGUGCGUGACGGUUACAAGCGCCGUCGGAGUUGCUGCAAAGUCUUCUGCCGCCAGACUACCUGCCUGGUGCGGUGUCUCGAAGAGACCGUGCGAUGGCUGAUGUGCUUCCAG
This is a messenger RNA of Symbiodinium necroappetens, 192 nucleotides long. NCBI's taxonomy places the organism in Eukaryota, Dinophyceae, Suessiales, Symbiodiniaceae. The record is from the annotation of a GenBank genome assembly.